Lentinula edodes (shiitake mushroom) is the source of this 741-nucleotide messenger RNA. RefSeq lists its product as uncharacterized. The coding region runs from base 1 to 741 and encodes 246 amino acids. The transcript is spliced from 2 exons. The record is from RefSeq and is a predicted model, not a curated record. NCBI's taxonomy places the organism in Eukaryota, Fungi, Basidiomycota, Agaricomycetes, Agaricales, Omphalotaceae.
AUGCAAACAUGGUAUCUCUCAACCACAUUCAGAUCAAGAGCUGUUGUUCAGGCGAGCAAGAUGGAAGCAAAAGUGGUGUGUGAUAUCCACACUCAGGUGGACAAGAUACAAGACCUCCCUGUUGAUAUCUUCGAUGUUAUCCUCGAGUUUUGUGAGCCUGGGGAUGUCAAGAAAUUCUUGAAGGUUUCACCCAAUGCGCAGAUUGCUGCAGAUAAAAUCAUUUUCCGCACCUUGAAGCUCACAGACGACAUCACCCAAAGCAAGCAACAGCUUCGACAGUGGCAGGCGUAUGCCCGUUUGGGCCAUCUCACUUCUUCCCCCCGAAUUCUCCAUAUCUCCGCCUUCCACAUUGUCGGAGUCCGUGCACAGUACAAUGCAUUUAUCUGCGAUAUCCUGUCAAUUCCCUCUAUUUGCCAGCAUGUCACCCACCUGAUUCUAGAAAUAUCUCACCCCACCACACUUGCUCUGUUCCUUCGCCCAGAAUUUUCAUUUCCACAGGUCAACAUCAUCCAGGCUCACGUCCCCUGGUAUCCACUUGCUCACUCGCUACCCCAGCUUGCUUUGCUUUCCCCGGGAAAGUGUAUUGAUGGUAUUGCUGUGCACGGAUCUAUGAUCCACCACGAUAGCAUACAAGCUCUCCCUGAUGUGACACUUCCUUCGGGCUGCGCCCCUGUGUUGGUAAAGAAGCUGCUUUUGCCACACGCACGAUCUUUGCAGGCCACUUAUCCUCACAUUCCCUGA